AAAAAAAUUAAUUGAAAGAAUCCUGAUAUUUAGGUUUGGUCUCUGAAAGGUUAUCUUUCGCAUCUUUCAUUUAAAUGAAAUGCAGUACUGCCUGUAUUUUAGAGCACAGAUUUAGUUGGAAAAUAUAGGCCUGAAAUCAUAAAAGCAUGCCAGAGCAUUUGCAACCUCAGAUGAGCAUAUGAGUUUCUCUAUUGUUAAUGCUAUUAAUUGUUUACUUAUUUUCAAUUUUCAAUGGCUGCAGGUUCCCCUGGAAGUGACUGAACCUUUAGAUUGUAAACAAAUAAAGGGAUUAAAGCUUGGUUUAUCUGGUGAUCACCAAUUCUAUAAUGCUGCUCUUGCGGUCUCACUUUGUAGAUGCUGGCUUCAGAAAACUGGGAACUGGGAAAAGAAAUAUCAAAAUCAAUUUCAGGAUUAUAAUUUGCCAGAUGAAUUUAUGAGAAGCCUUUCAAAUGCGCAUUUUUCUGGAAGGGCUCAGAUUGUUUAUGCCUCCACUUCAAAUUCCCACUGUUCAGAAAUUGUGUCCAAAAAUUGUGGAGAGUUGAUAUUUUAUUUGGAUGGAGCUCAUAGUCCGGAGAGCAUGGAGGCUUGUGCAAAGUGGUUCUCUAAUGCUGUAGAAAUUCCAUCAAAAUCGUCUUUUGAAGUGCAAAAGGAAGAUGGAUCUUCAGAAAAUGGUCACAUACUACACAAAGGAAAUACCUUGGGGCAGUUUGAGAAAUCUUUUAAGCGGAUUCUCCUAUUCAAUUGCUUAGAUGUGAGAAAUCCCUAUAUUUUGCUUCCACGACUGGUGAAUACAUGUGCUUCUUCAGGUGUUCAUUUCUCAAGAGCACUUUUUGUCCCAAAUAUGUCAAAAUAUAGUAAGGUUGUUUCUGGUGCAUCAGUUAUUUCUUCUGAUCUCCAUGGCAUAGAUCUUUCAUGGCAAAUUAACCUCCAAAGAAUUUGGGAGAAGAUUACACACGGGAAAGAAAUAACCGUGCCAAUUGAAAAGGACUUCAAGAUAGAUAGCAAGGAGAUCGUACCACCUCCCGAGUUUCUUAACGAUAAUGCUCCGAGUGGUGGUCACUCUCAUAACUGUUUUGCGAGCAGUGCAGUAAUACCUUCAUUACCAUUGGCAAUCAAAUGGCUGCAGGAUUGUGUCAAAGAGCACCCUUCUACAAGACUUCAGGUUCUUGUCACUGGAUCGCUGCAUCUUGUUGGAGAUGUGCUAAAGCUCUUGAAAAGAUGAUUUAAAUUGAAGAAUACAAGUGCCUGUCUUGGCUAUUGAAACUUUUGUUGUAUCAAAAUCUUGUCAUUCUGUCAAUCCUUUAAGCAGACAUUGAGCUCAUGUGAUUGCUCAAUGGUCUGACAAUUUUCAUUCUUUACAAUUCUGACCAAUUAUGUGCUCAAUUGUUUACACCACGCCAAAAAUGGAAAGAUUUUUUU
Messenger RNA from Vigna umbellata (rice bean), 1419 nucleotides. The record is from RefSeq and is a predicted model, not a curated record. NCBI's taxonomy places the organism in Eukaryota, Viridiplantae, Streptophyta, Magnoliopsida, Fabales, Fabaceae.